Molecule: messenger RNA, 450 nt
Organism: Abrus precatorius (Indian licorice)
Lineage: Eukaryota; Viridiplantae; Streptophyta; Magnoliopsida; Fabales; Fabaceae
Product: cytochrome b5-like
Exons: 4
Coding region: 13-450 (145 amino acids)
Cellular component (GO): membrane; intracellular membrane-bounded organelle
Molecular function (GO): heme binding
Source: RefSeq, a predicted model, not a curated record
CAACAGGCAUCGAUGGCUUCAAACUACAAAACUUUUACUUUUGAGGAGGUGGCUAAGCACAACCACAAAAAGGAUUGCUGGAUUAUUGUCAAUGCAAAGGUGUAUGAUGUCACCCCAUUUUUGGACGAGCAUCCAGGAGGUGAUGAAGCAUUAUUGUCGGCAGCUGAGAAGGAUGCCACUGUUGAUUUUGAAGACGUGGGCCACAGUGAUUCUGCAGUAGAAAUGAUGCAGAGUUACUUUGUUGGGGAGGUUGACACGUCCACUCUUCCAUCCGAAGUUAAGCAUACUCCGGCGCCACCUACCCAAGCACAUGGUGUUGGCAAUCAAUCUUCUGGGUUUGUUGUAAAGAUCUUGCAAUUCCUGUUGCCAUUGUUGAUAUUGGGCGUUGCAUUCGCUCUGCAGUACUAUGGGAAAAGAAGCAAGGUAGAACCUCAUGAAAGCCAAACCUGA